Episyrphus balteatus (marmalade hoverfly) is the source of this 743-nucleotide messenger RNA. RefSeq lists its product as uncharacterized. Bases 22 to 723 code for a protein of 233 amino acids. The record is from RefSeq and is a predicted model, not a curated record. The transcript has a single exon. Lineage: Eukaryota; Metazoa; Arthropoda; Insecta; Diptera; Syrphidae.
AGGUGUACCUUCAUACCUACAAUGAAUCUUCUAGUACAAAUCUUGUGUGUUGGCUUAAUAGCCCUUAAAUUUGUAAAUGCAGUUCCUGUUGUUAACGACGAUACAUACCUGCAAGCCUUACAAAAUUCACAACAUCCAUCUGAAUUGUAUGGACCACCUCCAGGUUAUAACUAUGAACCGCAGAUUCAACAGCCCCAACAAGAAUACGGUCCUCCUCAACAAGUUUAUGGACCUCCACAGCCGGAAUAUGGCCCACCUCCACAGCCUCAAUAUGGCCCACCGCCGCAUGCGGAAUACGGUCCUCCUCCACAAACGGAAUACAUCCAUCAUCCCCCGGCUAUAUACCAUGAAUAUCCUAAACAGCAAGCUAUUGGAAUGGCUCAUCAACAAGUUUCGAUUCCUGAAUGGCUUUUGGGCAAGCUUAAAUUAAAACUUAAUCUUUUCACACUGGGAAAGAUCCUUCUCAAAUUGAUCAUUUUCAAGAAGAUUGUCAAGUUUAUUGGUGUCAUUUGUUUGUUGUUGUUCCUGCCGAAAUUGGGAAAUAUGUUCAAAAUGGAUGAACCUGCUGAGUCUGAUAGUGAAGGAGAUGCGUCAGUUGAAAUGAGAAAUCUCAAAACCGAUAGGGAUUACUUUAAUGAACGUUUGGAGGAAUCAGCGAGACAAGUUCUUAAAUCACUUGAAAACUUUACGAAACGAUAUGGAAGUGAAAGUAGCAGCAGCUAAGUGGUGUUUUAAGUGCAAAA